AUGGCACUCCAGACGACCUGGAACCUCGACCAGACAUCCAACUCCUUGAUCGGGGUGUCGAAGGGAGCAUUGCAUGCUGCAACAACCGAUAAUGUGCAGCCGCUGGCGAUUCUGGCCUGUGAGCAGUUCGGCAAUACGCUUGCCAUGUGCCCAGCCACACUCCGAAAGAUCGAGCACUCUGUCCUACCCGCGCCGGAGCCUAGAAUGCUGUCAUUUGUCAAGUCUACCGUCGGAUGGAGUAAGAAUGACUGUAUCUCAUACUUCGGUCAGAAUAUUGCCGGACUGCAGUUUCUCGGUCUAGCAGCCGCUCUUGUAACGCAUAGGGAUCUUUAUCGUGCUGCUCAGACCUUGCAAGCGCUGCUAGCUAGUACCGCCAAUGACAAGACGCUCCUCCCAACAGCCCGACAGAUCACACACCUUCUCACCAGCCUCGAGUCUAGGUGUCAUCUCGCAGGCUUUGCGGAUGAUGUUGAGGGGUGGCGAUUACUCUUAGCCAAACAUCCAUCUACGAGUGACCCCAAUGUGUUCAGUAGGUUAGCUUCACCGAGGCCUAUACCAAGCAGUGAUGCAAUGGUUAGUCUGGUUGACGCACUUCGUCACCUUGGUCGAGUUGGGGGAGCUGAUGUCAUGGGAAUCACGCUGACAGCGGGGACCGGUGCCCCGUGGAUUAUCGGAUUCGUGAAAUGGAGCCUAGGGCAGCCACCAACAAUCCGGUGUAAGGCAAACGGCGGCACACUCCUCGAACACCCUGACUCUAGGGUUACCGUCAUCAUCUCCAACGGGGCUGUGAUGGACUCUCCAUCACCAUACAUUCCUCUAUCCACAGCCCUGCCGAACUACUCGUUCCAGGGGAGGGCCAACCGUACGCUGGGAUGGUUGACCUCCGGACGUAUGGGCAGGGGCUCUUGCAUGAUCAUCGAUUUACUUCCGGUCUGGCCAAAGAGGCAUUUCAACAGGCCAUGCCACCGGCUCUAUGCCAGGCAAUGGUGGCGAUUUUACGUCGGUCAUAUUCUGGAGAUCACUGGCCGCCGGAAGGUACUGCCAAUGGGUCGCUUCCGGACAUAUCUGGGUCCGCGUUCAGUCUGA
Thyridium curvatum is the source of this 1086-nucleotide messenger RNA. RefSeq lists its product as uncharacterized. The transcript has a single exon. NCBI's taxonomy places the organism in Eukaryota, Fungi, Ascomycota, Sordariomycetes, Thyridiales, Thyridiaceae. Bases 1 to 1086 code for a protein of 361 amino acids. The record is from RefSeq and is a predicted model, not a curated record.